Molecule: messenger RNA, 843 nt
Organism: Phytophthora nicotianae INRA-310
Lineage: Eukaryota; Oomycota; Peronosporomycetes; Peronosporales; Peronosporaceae
Exons: 5
Coding region: 1-843 (280 amino acids)
Biological process (GO): regulation of DNA-templated transcription
Cellular component (GO): chromatin; nucleus
Molecular function (GO): histone H3K36 methyltransferase activity; protein binding
Source: RefSeq, a predicted model, not a curated record
AUGACACCAAUCCUGAAGCGCAAAGGAGAGCAUGAGCCAUCAGCCCGCAAGGGCAAGGCGAGGGCAUCGAUGCAACGUGCUGAAGAAGAAAAGGAUGAGAGCCCUGAUUUAGGAGACGCAAGUGCUCCUCGCACCCGUGGAGCGAUGGCGAUUCGAAUUGAUGCUGAUAAAUAUAUGUUUCAGCUUGUCGAGGACCGAACAGUGGUUCAGGCGCUUACGGAAUACGAGCCGAUAAAGGAAAACAUGUACCGCUGUAGGCCUCGCCGAGUACUUAACGAGGACGAGAUCCCAAUGUGUCAUUGCUCAAUUCAAACGGAAGGGAUGACGACACGUGGGGAUGACUGCGAGAACCGAUCGAUGCAGAUUGAAUGUGUCGAAAAUUGCUGUAGCAGCGGAAUAGCUAGCACCAACCAACGCAUGCAAGUAGGCGCCACACCAGUGCUGUCGGUGAAAAAGCUACCUGGCAAAGGGUUAGAUCUCUUUCUGGAUGAGAAUGUUGCAACUGGCAGGUUCGUAUGCCAGUACACUGGCGAAGUCAUAAGUCGACUGGAGUAUCGACGGAGAGCGCAAGAACUUAUCGGGGCUAGGAAUUACUACGGUAUGCGAGUUGGAAGGAACGAGAUCAUUGAUGCCAGACACCACGGAAGCCUUGCCCGAUUUGUGAACCAUAGCUUCAAACCCAACUGUACUGUCGAGAGGUGGGAGGUACAGGGUGAAACCUGUUGCGGUAUUUUUGCCUUUACCGACAUCAGUGUUGGCGAGGAGGUGACAAUUAAUUAUUCGUCUGGAUCUGGGACGACGGAGGGUUGUCCAGAAACGAAUGCCGUGCGCAUGCACUGCUGA